AUGAGAAAUGCCCUUAACCUUCCUAUGCCAAUGAGCCCAAAAUCUUCAUUUAUCCCUCCUCUACCAGCUAAUGGAGACUCAACCCCAAGACUAUAUGACAUUGAUUUUUGCCCUCCUAUGAGCCAAUUCUCCGACUCUCAAGCUUGCUAUGUAUUUUCGCCUCUAUCUCAGUCAAUUAAGCUUGAAAAUCUAGGCCAAACAGAUCAAAAGACACUGCGUGAGUUAAAUGGAAAUCACAAAAGCAACUUAUCAUUAGAAACACAGAUAGGCAACCCGUUAAGAUCUGAUGAAAAAGCCAAAUACGAACAAAAAAUAGAAGAACUUGAAAGCGAAGUCAAAGCCUUAAGGAGAAUGAAAGUCCUACUAACUCCCCUCUGUGAGCGAAAAAAACCUUUGAAAAAAAUCCCUAUUUUUGCCCAAAAACCCACCCUCCGUAAGCUAACAAAAAAUUUAAAAAAAUUGAUAUAUAAGCGGCAUUAUUAUAAUGAAAUCUUUAGCUAAUUCUGUUUAAUUUUAAACAGCUUGCAUUUUAAAACAUAAAUUCACAAUUAAAUAAAUAUUUGCUUUCCAAUUUUUGAGAAUUGGAAUUUUUAAAUUUCACAAAAAUUUUAUAAAAUUAGCACCAUCAGUGAGCGAAAAAAAUUGUUUAUUCGCUCAUAUGGAGGGGGGAGUAAGGGAAAAAGAUCGGAUCAUCGGGAAUAUUGAAAUGCAACUAGAAAUUGCAAAAGCAGAAAACCGAGGGUUAAAAAAGGAGGUUAAAUACCUUAGACUGCAAAAUAUAGCACUAACAAACAAAUUUCAAGAUAAAAGUGAACAAGAAAGUGGGGAAGCAUCCCCAGAUCCAGCAACUAGAGUAACGAAUGCUUUGAAUAGCUUUAAAGCAGAUCUAACAGAUUUUAUAGUUAGAAACCAAAGAUCGCGGAGCAAAACUUUAGCUCCAAAGCCUGACAAAAUAUAA
This is a messenger RNA of Blepharisma stoltei, 958 nucleotides long. The record is from the annotation of a GenBank genome assembly. NCBI's taxonomy places the organism in Eukaryota, Ciliophora, Heterotrichea, Heterotrichida, Blepharismidae.